This is a messenger RNA of Nerophis lumbriciformis (worm pipefish), 1008 nucleotides long. The record is from RefSeq and is a predicted model, not a curated record. Lineage: Eukaryota; Metazoa; Chordata; Actinopteri; Syngnathiformes; Syngnathidae.
AUGUCGGGAGGUAUUUCCACGAAUCUUAAAGUGUCUUAUUAUUUAAUAUUUAUUCUCGUUUUGCUCUUUUCGUCGGUGUCUUCGCACGAGCACGAUGAGUUGGAUCUGUCAAAAGAACAGGCAGCGAUAUCAACCUCCGAAAGUGUCCCUGAAUUUACAAAGGGCGCCGAUCCGAGGUCACUCAAGCGUCAGUUCAAGACGGCCGAGAUCGCCGACGCCGUGAUGGGUACCGAGGCCCCCAUUGACCAGUCCGACAUGGAGUCUCUCUACCCCAAGAACGUCAAGGACUUUCAGUUGGGCUUCUCGCCGCCAUGCGACGAUGACUCCGGGUGUCCUGCCACAGUUCCCGACGGUGACGGCGCCGAGUCAUCCCAGCCGGUGAUGCUGGACAUGGUUCAUGCUCCUUCCACCGACGAGAAAAACGCAGAGACCGCCAAGACUUUCAAAGUCAACUGCGACCUGAGGAAUGUCAGCGGCUCCGAGGCCUUGAUGGUCAAUGUACUCAACGCGUCGCAGGACCUGAUGGAGUUCCUGAACGCCAACGGCACCGAGUGCUCUGUGGUUCUGUUCUUCACAGCGUGGUGUCAGUUCUCGGCCGGUCUGGCGCCACACUUCAACGCUCUGCCCCGGGUCUUUCCAGCCGUACAUUUCUUGGCCUUGGAUGCCUCACAGCACAGCAGCCUGUCGACCCGAUUUGGAACGGUGGCAGUCCCCAACAUCCUUCUAUUCCAAGGAGCCAAACCCAUGGCUCGCUUCAACCACACCGAGAGAACCCUGGACGUGCUGACCUCCUUUAUCACCAACCAGACGGGGUUGGAAGCGGGGCCGGAGAGGAACGUGACAGAUGCUGAUCGUCUGGGCCCGCUGGCCAGCGUGCCCGUCAAGAGCGUGGACUGGCUGCUGGUCUUCUCGGUGCUCUUCAUCACCUGCUUUACCGCCUACGGAAUCCUCCGUACUGACAGCAUACGGUGGCUCAUCCCGGGCCAGGAGCAUGAACAUCAGGAGUGA